This is a messenger RNA of Stylophora pistillata, 2365 nucleotides long. RefSeq lists its product as uncharacterized. Lineage: Eukaryota; Metazoa; Cnidaria; Anthozoa; Scleractinia; Pocilloporidae. The record is from RefSeq and is a predicted model, not a curated record.
GGACGCCAUGUUUGCUGGUGCGGUGUUUUGAUCUGUCUUGAUUUCAAAUUUAUCGUUCGCUUGAACGAUGAAUAAGGACGUAUAUUUGUUGAAUAACUGGAAUUAUAAGUAUUUCAUCAAAUUUAACUAAGGGUAAAUAGUCAGAUGGUGAGCAGUUUCAGAAAUCGAACAAUGAUGACCUAGUUCAAACAGAAAUUCUGCACUGCAAUGGAACGAUUCGUUCCCGAGCAUCCCCUCCCUACAGAAAUCCGGGAGAUGCCAAAAGAUGACACUGUCUGUCAGUUCUGUGGUGUCAGCUAUCUUAUUCAUAGUGAAAUGAAAGCAUUGGAGGAACGUGUCAAAGAAGCCGAGAGGAAAAUGCAAUACUAUGUUGAAAGCGUAGAGCGGGAAGAAAAACUCAAAAUUAAAGUGGCUAGUAUGGAAGAAGAGAGUGAUAAGCUUUCAAGGGCAUUGCAAGCAAGUGAUGAAAGGACCAAGAUUUUGGUGCAAGAUUUAACGUCAAAGCAAAACCUGAUUGAAAACUAUAAACAAGAGAGAGAUAAUCUUGGAAAGCAACUUGAGAGAAAGAGUGAGGAAGUCAGGAGGAUUCAGUUGAAGUUGACUGAUCUUGUGAAGCAAAUUUCAGCCUUUCAUGAAACAUUACAGACACAAAGGACGGCACUAAAUGACAUUAAAGUUAGUGUUGGAGAAAAUUAUCAGAGCAUCACAGAGAGUCACAGUAAAGUUAUUAAAACUGUUGCUCUUUCAUGUGAGAAGUUUACAGAGGAUACAAAAGUCCUUGAAAAGAGUUUAAUUAAGUGUAAAAAUGAAAAAAAGAUGCAAGAUGAAGCUAUUGCCAAAGCUGAAGCUCUGGUGGUGGAACUUACUUCAAAAUGCACUGAGUUAGAAAUUAGAGUUGAUGCCCAAGAGGAAGAAUUGAUCAAAACAAAGGAGCAGAAUCACACCUAUAGCAAAGAAGUAUCACAGUACAAGGAACUGAUGAGUGCUAAAUCUAAUGAAGUGAGUGAAUGGAAAAACAAACUUCAAAAUGAAUCAGAAAUUUUGGAAGAAGAAAUCAAGAAAAACAAAGCAGACAUAUUAUCCAAAGAGAAGCAGAUUCAGCAGUUAGCUGAAAAUUGUAAAAAUCUUGAGAAACGUGUUGCAGAAUACUCAAAGGCAAGAAAUGAGGUAGAGGAGAAAAGUGCAAAUUCCUUGGAGGAAAUCAAGGCUUUGAAGGAAUCCUGUUCCAAAGCAAAAAAUGAGGUUGUAGCUCUGAAAGAAGAAAGAGAGAUGAUGAUUUCCGCCCAUCACAACCGUAUAGAGCAACUGAGAGAAAGCUUUAAGAAAAAAAUGGAAGAAGCAGAUGCUUGGCCAGAAAAGCUUAACAAGAUUGUGAAAGAAAAAGAAGUACAGUUCAAUGAGGAGAAAAACAACCUGUGGAGGGAGUUAACAGAAGGAUUUCAGAAGGAAAUGGAUGAAGAACAAAAAAAACAUCAAGAAGAGCUUGGCUUGUGGAGGAAAGAGGCUAAAGCUGCACAAGACAGAUUUAAAGAGGACGUCGCCGCUUUGAACUGGAGACACCGUGAGGAUGUCAAACGUCUGGAACGGGAAUUGAUUGAGGCUAAAGAGAAAUGCGAACAGAAAAAAAAUGCCGAUGACUCACUCGUACAAAAUCUGGAAGCGAAAAUCGUAGAUUUGGAAAAUCGCCUGCGUCAGCCGUUGGUAGACUCCGUAGAAGUUCUCAAAUUAAGGACGAGGCUUCAGGAGUCAGAUAAGAUGCUCCAAGAUGCAGAGCAGCAAAUUGACGAACUGGAGACGAAAAGUGAAUCUUGGAAACAAGAGGUCGCUUUUUUACAAGACACUGUUCGACGCGAGUGCGAGGAACGCUUUGAGCUUACCGAUGCUCUAGGUGAAGCGCGGGCUCAGUUGUUAGCUCUUCAACGCACUUCCGGUGCCUCGCUGUCACGAAGUAGUCUCAAUUCAUCUGGUUCUAUUUCAUCCAGCGGCGUCAUCCCGGGUAGUCGCAAAGGAUAUGACGUUAAUGGACAAAGCGACAAUUCUACUACCCAGGCUAUAUCUUGUACCGUUGGAUUUGAUGAAGGCGUAGGGUAUAGGCCUGGUACAGGCUCACGUGACACGAGAAAGUUGUCGCGCGAAGGGAGCGUAGACGAUAAUCGAAAGCGAAUCGCAGCAGCCGUCCGGCAAUCGGGUACAAAGAGCCGUUUGGGGGGAAAUUUUAGUUGCUGAAAAAUAACAAAGAUUUGAAAAAAAGGGAGUACUUGCAGAUUCCAGCAGGCUCGUGUUUUUAUGUUUUGUUUUGGGUUUUUUUGUCAUCUCAACGAACCAGUGUUUUAUUUCAAACCGGAAUAAGACAAGCAGUUUUAAU